CGCAGUCUUUGUGCGUGUUGGACAGAAACAAGAUUUGAGUUCACUGUCCAAAAGUCUUUACCAGACAGUCCAAACUUGCUCAUCAAAGACAUGGAAGCUACGGCUCUCCAGGAGGAAGAAAAUCUUAUUCUGGCAAAUGAUGAGGAUUACAUUCCUUCUGAAAGAGAAACCCAAGACUUUGCCUGGGACAUUGGCAUCGAUCCUGAUCAGGAGCCAGAACUCAUGUGGUUGGCAGAGGAGGGUCUCCUGGCCCCGCUGCCUGCUGAGUGGAAACCUUGUCAGGAUGCAGCAGGGGAGACGUAUUUCUUUAACCUCUCCACAGGCGAGUCCACCUGGGGUGAUCCCUGCAUAGAGCUCUACCGACAAAAGGUGCUCCAGGAGCGGGAGUGUGCAAAGUCCCACAGCAUCUACUCCAGCAAUAAAGGGAGGAAAAAUAAAGAAAAGAAGGGGAAGAAGGGACAAAAGGACAGGGAUCGCCUCAAUGUCCUUCAAGAUAGUGAGGUCAAGAAGGCCAGCGAGUCGGUUCCCAUGAAGAGGUACAUGAAGCCGGAGCAGCAGGACGGUGAAGCCAGUGACACCGGUGGGAUCUGCAGGUGUAGUAAGGACUCCUGUCACUCAAGUUCCAGUGCGAAGCUGCACAGGGGCAGCGUGAACCUAGGAAGGGAGCCAGAGGAGCAGCUGAGAUUGAGGCAGGAGAUUGAGAUUGAAGUCAAACUGAAGUGGGAGAAGGAUCUGCAGGACAGACUGCAGUCCCUGCGCGACGACCUGAGGAAGCAGGAGGAAGAGGAAGUGCAGAUUCUGCAGAAGGAAAUGGAGGAGAGAGUCCAGGCCCUAAAGCAGCGUCUGCAAGAGGACGAGAUUCAGGAGGAGGCGACGCUGAGACAGAAGUUACAGCUCCACCUGAAGGAGUUACAGGACUCUGCCCUACAAGAGAGGGAGGCCCAGCAGCAGAAACUGAGAGAGGAGGAGGCAGAACAGUUACAGAGGCUGCAAACAGAAAGGGAGGAGAGAGUCCGGGAGGAAAGGGAAUCCAUGCUGCUACAGUUACGGACAGUGACUGAAGUGGAAAAGGAGAAGCUGGCGGAAAGGAGGAAGGCUGACUCGGAGGCCCUGAGGCAGGAGAACAAGGAGCUGCUGCAGGCUGACGGGCGGGAGAGAGACGAGCAGCUUCGUGUUCUCAGAUCGGAGAAUGCGUCUCCCUGUCGCUCUGUGCCCACACAGCUGGGGGGCCUGUUACAGGAGGCGAGGCAGGAUGUGCAGCAAGAGCACGAGCGGAUGAUGGAGCUCCUGAGAGAGGAGCACCACAAUGAGCUGAGGUCCAUCAGGGAGAAUCACCUAUUAGAGAGAGAGAAGCUCCUCUCGGUUCUACAGGAGGAGAGGAGGAGACUGCUGGCUGCCCACAGCUCCCAUCAGGAGGACCUGCGCGUGCAACUCGAGUGGAAGCUGCAGCAAAUGCUUCGGGAGCGGACGUUCAAGGAGGCUGCGGUCAAGGAGCAGAGUCAGCAGCUCGAGCUCAAAUCCAAAGAGCUAAAGGCCCAGACUGCAGCACUGCAAGCCCAGGUGGAAAAUCUUAAAAUGAGGAGGCAGCAGUUGGGUGAUCAGGAAAAUGAGAUACAGAGAGAAAAUGAGCAGGCGAGAGAUGGUGCUCAGGGAGAGUGUGGCCACCUGAAGGAUGAGGUGGACAGACUAAGGGAAGAGAGGGACAGAGCGAGGGAGGAGGGUCAGAUGCUGAAAGAGGAAAAACUCCGACUAGAGAACAAAGUGGAUGUUUUGCAAGAGCGUUUGCAACAACUGAGCUGCAGAAUCGGCAAUCUGAAGUGCUGCGAGAGCACAAGGCAGCCUGUCAACAAAUCCAGUGUGAGCAGCACGGAAGCCCAUGACAGCACAGAAUCUCAGCCUACAGUGGCAGCCAAGGUGCAACAGUUGACCGAGUCCACACAGCAGACAACAGCCCAGAUGAACACCGUUUUAGGGGCUUUGGACUCCUUUGCUCAGAGACAAGUUCCAUUAUAUACCUCCUUCCACACACCUCCCCACCAUUCUGACAGACACAUGGCAAACACCGUGAUGCCUUCGGCACACUUUGGGUACACACCAGCCAGAGACCCGCCCUGUUGCACGUGCUAUACGCUGCCCAGCUUAGCAGAAGUGGACAACCAGAGAGUACAAAAUCUGAUUGAGAGCAACCGAAGGUGGCUGGAGAGCCGCAGAAGAAACUCAAACAUACUUCAACCGAACAUGGAAAGAGAACUGCUUGAUAUGCCAGCAAGAUCUGGAAAAGCAGAACAAGAGACGUUGCUGAUGUUGCAUGAUGGGUUAAAAUGGAGAGAGUACUCAGAAAAAGAGGAGACAAGACAUUUGAUUAUCCUUAUGAAGAACUUGUACAAUGAACAAGAGGCCACAGUUAAACGAAUUCGAUUCUAACCUAAUGGUGUCCAACAGGCAAAUGAAAUAUGGAUGUGGAACUCGGACCUUAAAAAACAAGCUAGG
Molecule: messenger RNA, 2490 nt
Organism: Scleropages formosus (Asian bonytongue)
Lineage: Eukaryota; Metazoa; Chordata; Actinopteri; Osteoglossiformes; Osteoglossidae
Product: centrosomal protein of 164 kDa-like
Exons: 21
Coding region: 91-2424 (777 amino acids)
Molecular function (GO): protein binding
Source: RefSeq, a predicted model, not a curated record